CAUAAACUCGCGCUGGCUCUCCAGUACCCUUUUCUAAAUUCCUAACCCCAACACGAGUGGGCAACGAAAUGGCUGAACCUAACGGGGUCACGGCGGACGUGGACGCACCUCCAAAUCCUCAACAAUCCGUAAGUAACGAAACCUCAGCUUCACAACCUCCAAACUCCCAAGGAGAGACAAAAUCCUCGGACAACACAAACGGCAACAUGGAGGCUCCUGGGUCAAAAAAGCCUCGGGAUGCGCGCAUCAUUCAUCUGAUUCUUUCCUCCCUGGGCGUAACCUCCUACCAAGAACGGGUCCCACUAAUGCUCAUGGACUUCGCGUACCGCUACACCUCCUCUGUCCUUCAAGAUGCGCUUCUAUUCUCCGAUGCGAUCAAUGGCACGGCUAACACUGGCGGCACCAAUCCCCCCGCUACGAUCACAAUCCAAGAUCUUCGUAUGUCGGUCGCUUCUCGCAUAAACCAUCAGUUCAACACUUCGCUGCCAAAGGAGUUCCUGCUAGAGAUUGCUCAGGAACGGAAUAAGGUUGCGCUGCCUACUGUCGGCAAGGAAUUCGGUGUUAGACUUCCGCCCGAGAAGUACUGUCUCACUGGCAUCAAUUGGGAUUUAUCUGAGACCCGCGAGGAAUGGAUGGAUGAGUCGGAUGAGGAACCCGAGCCGGAGAUCCCUCGCCCUGCGUUUUCCGGCGGUGCGGUGGUCGAUGGGCCCGGAGAGGGAAUGGAAUUGGAUGAUGUGUUUGGCGCUGGUGGACAGGAUGGUGACGCUGGGGAUAGUCUUAUGAUGGAUGCUUGAAGUCCGGGGGAGAGGGGAGGGAUAUAUACUCGAUACAUUUCGACGAUCCGGGUUUGUUUGUUAUACAUAGGACGGCGUUUCAGGGACAUUUCCUUACUGUAGCCCGAUUAGUUUUUACUCGAGAAUAAAUGGAAUAACGACCACCACUCCAAAA
Tuber melanosporum (Perigord truffle) is the source of this 948-nucleotide messenger RNA. RefSeq lists its product as uncharacterized. NCBI's taxonomy places the organism in Eukaryota, Fungi, Ascomycota, Pezizomycetes, Pezizales, Tuberaceae. The transcript is spliced from 2 exons. Gene Ontology annotation, molecular function: protein heterodimerization activity; transcription coactivator activity; RNA polymerase II general transcription initiation factor activity. The record is from RefSeq and is a predicted model, not a curated record. The coding region runs from base 69 to 794 and encodes 241 amino acids. Gene Ontology annotation, cellular component: transcription factor TFIID complex; SAGA complex. Gene Ontology annotation, biological process: DNA-templated transcription initiation; RNA polymerase II preinitiation complex assembly.